ACUCAUCGAGGAUGGAUGAUCACAUAAUUUUCUCAUUAUGGCCAAAUCCCUCUCCCUUCCAUCGCGUCCCUUCAAUUCCCCUUCUUCUUCCAUUGGAACCCAUCUCUCUCAACCCCCCAAAAUCUCUUGUUCUUCCAUAUCCAUUCAAUCUCAAUCACCCAAAGACCAACUCCUCGCCCUCAUCUCCGACCAAGAAAGAGGUCUCAAGACCCAGAAAAGCCCUCAGAAACUUGCUUCAAUUGUGAAAUCAAUCGACGCCUUGGCGUCUCUGGCCCCAAAUUCUGUCACAACGGACGAUUCACUUUCUGCGACAUGGCGUCUUCUAUGGACCACUGAGAAAGAGCAGCUGUUCAUCAUUGAGAAGGCUCACUUGUUUGGUACUCAAGCUGGGGAUGUUUUGCAGGUGAUUGAUGUCAAGAAAAAGAGUCUUAAUAAUGUCAUCACUUUUCCUCCAGAUGGGGUUUUCUUCGUUCGAUCCAGCAUUGAAGUUGCUUCCUCUCAGAGAGUGAAUUUUAGAUUUACAAGUGCUGUUCUGCGAGGAAAAAAUUGGGAAAUUCCUUUGCCACCAUUCGGACAGGGCUGGUUCGAGACGGUAUACCUCGAUGACGAUAUCCGGGUUGUAAAAGAUAUUCGAGAUGAUUAUUUGAUCGUUGAACGUGCUCCCUACACUUGGAAAGAAUGAAAAGCUAGAUCACUGGUUUUCAUUGCUACUAUAGAAACACGAUGCAGUAUUAGUGUUAUAGUAAUCUAAAUUGAUCCCGAGUACGUCUAUCCUUCUGGAAUCUGUGUCCUUAUUAUGCAACACUCAUGCUGCUGCUCUCACUGUUUGGGUAUUAUUGUUGUAAAUCUUGAUUACCAUUAUGUGGGCUAACAAUGGAUAAUGGGGUAAUAUUCAUGUCAAAAGUUAAAAGGCUCAAAUGUUCAUAUACAAUCUUCAUAUUUACUGGUC
Messenger RNA from Cucurbita maxima (winter squash), 949 nucleotides. Its product is annotated as probable plastid-lipid-associated protein 11, chloroplastic. The transcript has 3 exons. Lineage: Eukaryota; Viridiplantae; Streptophyta; Magnoliopsida; Cucurbitales; Cucurbitaceae. Bases 38 to 682 code for a protein of 214 amino acids. The record is from RefSeq and is a predicted model, not a curated record.